AUGUUCAAGGAUCGCUUGAUGGAUAUGGCGAAAGCCAAUCUGUCGCACUUUAAAAGUAUUGACGAGGAGGUGAUUGAGUUGAUUCCGAAGUAUUCACAGGAAUUUUCAACGCUGGCUGCUCAGCUGGUUGGUGAGCUAGAGUCAAUCAGAGAAGCACUCAACACUUGGCAAUCCUGCCAACAGUCCGUCAUCUCUGGCCCCCGAGUCGAAAAAGAGCAAAAAGAGGCACUCGAACUGCUUCGUGAUCGGGUACGCGCGAGUAUUGCACGCAUUCAGCCGGCUGUCGACGACUUGGCUGAGCGGUUUGAGGUGUUGCAGCAGGCCGAUCUUUCUGACGCUGGGAUGAUAAUGACCACAAAUCAACACACGCUGAUCCAAACGACGUUGAGGGAAGCGAAAGAGGAUCUGAAUGCUAUUGAGGUUGAGUACAAGCUGAACGUGGCGAAUUGGUUUGAAGAUGACCUCCUACGGCCCUCUAAAAAUGACAUCCAAACCAUUCCACUGGUGGUGAGCGCCACUACGACCACGACCACCACAACGAUUGUUGAAGUCGAGACGGUAGAUGAGACUGUGCCGAAGCUCCAGCGGCAACAGACACUCAACAAGGCCUACAAGGAGAUGCAGCAGCGGAAUGUUGAUAUUCUGGAGGUGGAAGGAAAGACGAAAAUGCUAGCCGAGAUGAUGGACGAUAUGAAUCUGCUGGUGAACACGCAGGUGGAGAUGUGCGACCGGGUUGAUCAACAUGUCGACGCGACCAACUACCUAAUCGGCAAGAGCGAAAAAAACGUCAAACAAGCCGAACAGCGCCGAAACGCCACCAACGACAAGCUGUGCAUCAUCUACGCGAUCAUCUUCUGCGUGGCCGUUGUUUUUAUCCUAGUCGGGCUGCCGAAAGCGCUGCUAUUUUGG
Molecule: messenger RNA, 909 nt
Organism: Mesorhabditis spiculigera
Lineage: Eukaryota; Metazoa; Nematoda; Chromadorea; Rhabditida; Rhabditidae
Source: the annotation of a GenBank genome assembly